Molecule: messenger RNA, 1176 nt
Organism: Lichtheimia ornata
Lineage: Eukaryota; Fungi; Mucoromycota; Mucoromycetes; Mucorales; Lichtheimiaceae
Exons: 6
Coding region: 1-1176 (391 amino acids)
Source: RefSeq, a predicted model, not a curated record
AUGGCGCAACCACGUUUGAUUGGUGAACUAGCGGUGGUGGCUCUUGAAGCAAUCCCCGGCAAUUUCAGACCGUUUUGUGUAUUCAAGGUGGCAAAUGUAGCAAAAAGGACCAAGACGGAUACUCGUGGAGGAAGAAACCCCAUGUGGGACGAUCAGGUCAACAUGCCUAUUCCACACGGUUACAGUCAAAUGUUUGUGCAAGUAUUGAAUGAGGAUCCACAACGAGGAGACCAAAUCAUUUGCGAAGGACAAAUUGAUCUUACCAAGGUACUUAAAGAAGGCGAGGAUGAUGAUUGGGUACCUUUGAGUCAACGUGGCAAGGAAGCGGGUGAUGUAUAUUUGGAGCUGACAUUUUAUUCAGCGAACCCGCCACCACGAAGACAGCCAACACGUCUCGUACAUCCACGUCCACCUCAUAUGGGUCGUGGUGUAUCAUUUCCACGUCCUCCAAUGCCAUCACAAUAUCCUGCACGACCACGUCCACCCAUGCCACCUCCACCAGGAACAGCACCAGGUCCUACAGUACAUAUGAGCCCUGCUCCACGUCCUCUUCCACCACAACCACCAGUAUCAUUCAGUGGCCCUCCUCCUCAUCCAUCUCAUCGUCCACCACAACCACAACCAAUGAACCAACCAGGAGGCUUUGCUGCACCACCACCUCCUCCUCCUCCAGCAACAACCACUAGUCAACCACCCAUUUAUGCUCGUCCAGCACCACUUCCUGCGAGUGUUGUACAACCAUCACCAGUGACACCACCUUCAUCAGCAAGUGCUUCUUCAGUAUCUGUAGGCAACACAUGGCGUACAUCUAGUAUCCCAUCAACCACAAAGCCACAACCUUUUAGUCCACAGACAACAGCAGCAUAUCAUCCAGGUCCUCCAGGCCCACCACCACCACCAAUGUCUCAAGGUGCACCAUUGCUUUCAUCACCUUAUCGACCUGUUGCACCAAAUCAAAGACCACCUUAUCCCAAUGGAGGAGCUUAUUCUCCUGCUAGUCAUCCAGGAAAGCCAUUACCAAACUUUCCACCCGAGCAUUAUCAUCAGCCUGUACCUCAUCCAAUGCCACCACCACAGCAACCCAUGUAUCCUCCUCAACCAUCAGGUGCUGGUUAUCCACCUCGUCCACCUCCUGGUCCAGGCUAUCCACCCCAACCUGGUUAUCCACCUUAUUGA